This is a messenger RNA of Amphiprion ocellaris (clown anemonefish), 1932 nucleotides long. It is a transcript of the gene sgms2a, whose product is annotated as sphingomyelin synthase 2a. Gene Ontology annotation, biological process: ceramide biosynthetic process; sphingomyelin biosynthetic process. Bases 256 to 1329 code for a protein of 357 amino acids. The record is from RefSeq and is a predicted model, not a curated record. The transcript is spliced from 6 exons. NCBI's taxonomy places the organism in Eukaryota, Metazoa, Chordata, Actinopteri, Pomacentridae. Gene Ontology annotation, cellular component: endoplasmic reticulum membrane; Golgi membrane. Gene Ontology annotation, molecular function: ceramide cholinephosphotransferase activity; sphingomyelin synthase activity.
UUAAAGGGGAUGCGAGGCAGGAGGCUGGAUGGAUGCGAGGAUGUGCGGAGCGUCGGGGAGGAGCGCUCCCUCAAAAGCCAGCAGCAGUGUCGCGUAAUGUGCCAGUGCAGCCGGAGAGGCGCAGCAGACAGGGCGCAGCAAACAGGGAUCCGAGCAGCUGCAACUCCAGGAAGAGGUGCUGGGAGGCCCAAGCAAGGCAGCUAAAAAGCCUCAACCGAGAGGAGCGGCGCCUGUGGAUGGACAGUGCAGGCACCAAUGGCAUCACCGGAGCUUGUGGAUGGAAGAGACUCUGCCGCUGAUACUCUAAACCCAGGAAUGGAGGGUGGUGCCGCGUCCAGCGGCGGGAAAACUUGUCCUGUCCACGUUCAGGGCGGAGAGGAUGCAAAGAGGGGCUUUCGGAAAGGCAUAGGCAGGCAUAAUGACUAUGUGAAGAUCUCUGUGCUGGAGUCCAAGGUCAGCCGUCUGCCCACGGAGUGGUGGAAGACGGCAAUCGCUUUCUUUUAUGCUGGUUUUAACUUGGUCCUGACAACAGUCGUCAUCACAAUCGUCCACGAGAGGGUCCCACCCAAAGAGAGCAGCCCGCCUCUUCCUGAUAAGUUCUUUGACUAUAUCGACAGGGUCAAGUGGGCCUUUACAGUGACGGAGAUCAAUGGCAUGGUGCUGCUGGCCAUUUGGAUGAUCCAGCUGUUCUUCUUUAGAUACAGGUCAAUAGCAUGCAGACGGUUCUUCUUCCUCAUCGGCACCCUGUACUUGUACCGCUGUGUCACCAUGUACAUCACCACCCUGCCUGUACCUGGUAUGCACAUGACUUGUGCUCCAAAGCUUCACGGAGACUCCCAGGCAAAAAUUCAGCGAAUUCUGCAGCUGAUUUCAGGCGGAGGGCUUUCCAUCACAAACUCCCACCUCCUGUGUGGAGACUUCCUGUACAGUGGACACACGGUGAUGCUCACCCUCACCUACCUGUUCAUCAAGGAAUACUCGCCGCGGUCGUUCUGGUGGUACCAUCUCAUGUGCUGGCUGCUGAGUGCCGUGGGGGUGGUGUGCAUCCUGGUGGCACACGAGCACUACAGCGUGGACGUGGUUGUGGCUUAUUUCAUCACUUCCCGGCUGUUCUGGUGGUACCACACCAUGGCCAACUUACAGACUCUGAAAUGCUCGCCCAACAACUACCUCACCAACACCUGGUGGAACCCAGUAUUCAACUUCUUCGAGAGGAACGUCCAGACCUCGGUGCCAUGUUCCUACAGUUGGCCCAUCACCUGGCCUCCCGCCUGCCUUAAGAACCCCUGCAAGAAGUACUCCAUGGUACAGAGCACGCGGGAGGAGUAACACAACCCUGAAGCCAAAGCCGCAGCAGUGUUACUUGAAAGUCCUCUGAGGAGACAUUCAUUCAUUCAUUCAUUCAUUUAUUCAAUCUUGUCAGCUGGACAGGAACACUGAUAUCAAAUUCAGAGCUAUGAAUGAAAUGUUUCAGUGUUACGUGUCUAGAAGGAUAAUCAUAUUGUCUUUGCCACUGUGAUUUAUUUAUGAAUUAAAGUCCUGCAAGUCAUUACUGUUUUUGUAAAUUAUAAUUGUAACUGACCCUAGUGGUUUUAAUGCAUAAACAGGCAGUUGUUUGCAUCAUAUUUGCAGGUUUGUUGCAGUAUUUGUAAGACUUGAUUGAUUUUCCUCUUUAUCUCUUCCAUGCUAUAUAUUUUUAUGGGGUUUACCUCUAUAAUUUGUCAGUGUGCUCAAGUCACAAGGUGCCUUAGUGAGUUAAAUGUCCGUAAGUAUACAAAGCCGCCAAUGUCUUAGUGUAAUUGUUUUUCUUUCUUUGAGUUUUUUUCUUAUCAUUUAUUUCAUGUUUAUUUUAGUCGCCUUGAGUGUGUAUAUCCCAGAUGUAGUCUCAACAUUGUACUGCUGUAUUAAAAUUUUACCAUACUAAAGCUUCAA